Morus notabilis is the source of this 1173-nucleotide messenger RNA. RefSeq names its product protein PELPK1. The transcript has a single exon. The coding region runs from base 37 to 1068 and encodes 343 amino acids. NCBI's taxonomy places the organism in Eukaryota, Viridiplantae, Streptophyta, Magnoliopsida, Rosales, Moraceae. The record is from RefSeq and is a predicted model, not a curated record.
AGUUACUUUUAUUCCAAUUUGCUUCAAAUUGCUAACAUGGCUUAUAAAAACCUCCCAGCUGCAGCAGUUCUGUUACCAAUUUUGAUUCUCACUUUCUCUUCAAUGAGCCGCAACACAAUGGUCGCGGUAGGCGCUCGUCGUCUGCUGCAAACUGACCAUUUGCCGGAGAAACCCGAGCUGCCUAAACUUCCCACUUUCCCAUAUUUCCCAAAGCUAGACAUUCCAUCAUUUCCCGUGAGUGCACUGCCUCAUGAAAUUCCCAAGUUGCCUGAUUUCCCUUUCAAGUUUGACAUACCCAACUUGCAUCACGAUGUGCAUGAACCGAAGCUCGAAGUUCCCAAGUUGCAUCAGGAAUUUCCCAUUGAACCGAAGCAUGAAGUUCCAAAGUAUGAGGAGCCAAAGCAUGCAGAGCCAGAGCAUCACGAAGUCUCCAAAUUUCCCGAAUUUUCUAAUGAGCCAAAGCAUGAGGAGCCAGAGCAUCAUGAAGUUCCCAAGUUUCAUGACUUGCCUAUUGAGCCAAAUCAUGAAGAGCCAAAGCAUUAUGAGGUCCCCAAGUUGCCCGAAUUUCCUAUCGAGCCAAAGCAUGGAGAGCCGGAGCAUCACGAAGUUCCCAAGUUGCAUGGCUUGCCUAUUGAGCCAAAGCAUGAAGAGCCGGAGCAUCAUGAAAUUCCCAAGUUGCCCGAAUUUCCUAUCGAGCCAAAGCAUGAAGAGCCGGAGCAUCACGAAGUUCCCAAGUUGCAUGACUUGCCUAUUGAGCCAAAGCAUGAAGAGCCGGAGCAUCAUGAAAUUCCCAAGUUGCCCGAAUUUCCUAUCGAGCCAAAGCAUGAAGAGCCGGAGCAUCACGAAGUUCCCAAGUUGCAUGACUUGCCUAUCGAGCCAAAGCAUGAAGAGCCGGAGCAUCAUGAAAUUCCCAAGUUGCCCGAAUUUCCUAUUGAGCCAAAGCAUGAAGAGCCGGAGCAUUACGAAGUUCCCAAGUUGCCUGAAUUUCCAUUUCUGCCAAAGCAUGAAGAGCCAAAAUAUGAAAUCCCCAAGUUUCCUGAAUUUCCUAUUGAGCCAAAGCACCCUUGAACGUUUGAAGCAUUUGUGAAGAUACUAUAAGAGGUAUUGCCAAUAUAGCUGGGAUAUCCUCUAGCACUAGCGAUGCAUACUCUGAUCUAGAUAAAUAUUUGUAGA